AUGUUCGCGACCAAGUGUCUCCGGCAGGCCUCGGCAGCUGCACAUGCUGAGCGCACUCCUUUGAUCAAGUUCUUGGGAAAGCGUUCGAUUCCUUCUUCUAUCGACCAUACCCCUCACGCUCAUCCAGCCUCUCCUACCCACGAACUUCCAGCAGACUUCGCAUCCUCCCAAAAGUCUUCUUCGGCAUCUUUCUCCUCCUACAGACAACAAGCCCAACAACAUGGUCCUCUUGGCCGCUCCAAGGCCGCAGAUGGAACUAUCGGGUCUCUCUCUGGACAAUCUUUGGGCUCCGUAGCUCCUGCAAAGGGCGAGUUCUUCGACCGCAGCGAGUUGCCAGCACGCUUCCGAAGACAGCCCAUUGACCUCUCCGAAAUCGAUGCCAUUGAGACUGGUGGGGCUACAUUAGUCUGCUGA
Molecule: messenger RNA, 414 nt
Organism: Cadophora gregata
Lineage: Eukaryota; Fungi; Ascomycota; Leotiomycetes; Helotiales; Ploettnerulaceae
Exons: 2
Coding region: 1-414 (137 amino acids)
Biological process (GO): 2-oxoglutarate metabolic process
Source: RefSeq, a predicted model, not a curated record